AUGCACCUCCGUAAUGCCAAAGAGAAUAUUCUCUCCGGAUACGCUCAUGGAGCACGAAACUGGCUCCGAUACCCCUUGAGUGCUUCAACGAUCGACGCCUUUCUCGAGGACAGGUAUCUCCCAGACCCCCCAGCCAAGGCUGAAAAUCUUGCCCUUGAGAAGCAGCAGGCCGAUACAUCGUCUCGAAUCCUGAAUCCAAAGCAAAAAACGCUCGAAUCCAAAGAGGAGAACGAGAUACUGGUCAGAGACAAGCCACGUACCACGAACUCCUCGGAGAAAGCCCGCUCGGGCUGCCGCUACGACUCGUCUACGCAAUCAAAGUGUAGGUGUGGCUACCAUACCACACCUCACACCGGAGAAAACAUAAAGAAUUCAGCCUUAUCGACUAUUUCCAGUUUCGGCAGUAGAAACCAAUUUCAUCUAAUGGACAAUAGCUCAUUUUCCUCGCUCGACUCCGAGCUCCGAGAUGACCACCAGUCUGUGCGGCUCCCAGACGUCGUCCAUGCGUACUCCAAUGGGUCCCGAGUGGCCAGAACGAGGACAUCGACGUCGCUGGCCUCGUCGAUUUCUAGAAGCAUCCUCAGUGUUCGCCAGAUCGUCGAGCAAGCCAGAGAGGACGACCAGCAAAUGGUGCGAACCGAGACGCAGGGAUGCGAGACGGUGGACCUCAACGAGGCUAUCCGGAUCGCCACGAACCGCUCAGAAAGCAUAGAGCCGCAGGAACCUGAAGCAGAGUCACUGCCGCCUGUCGACACCGGUUACUCGUGGGUGAUCUGCGCGUGUGUGUUCUUGAUGAUGUUCGCAACCUGGGGCGCCAACGGCUGCUACGGCGUGUUUCUGAACCACUGGCUCCAGGCACGGAGCUUCCCCGGCUCGUCUGCCACAGAUUUCGCUCUGAUCGGCAGCAUAGUGCUGGCGCUCGCUCAGGCGCUGGCUCCGCUCGCUCAGAUGGCGUCCGCGAUUCUGGGAAUGAAAACCGUGAUACUGGCGGGCGUUGUAUGCCAAACGGCUGGCUAUCUGCUGGCCUCGUUCGCCACACAACUGUGGCAGCUGUAUCUAACCGAGGGCAUUCUCGUUGGGUUGGGCUUCGCGCUCGUUUUCAACCCGGCAAUCGUCAUUUUCCCAGAAUGGUUUGACAAGAAAAGAGGCCUUGCCUCGGGAAUUAUUGUGUCUGCUAGCGGUAUAGCAGGGGUUGUCUUCUCGCUGUCCUCACAGGCGAUAAUUUCCCGCACAGGCAGCCCGGCGUGGGCGCAGCGAAUGCUGGCAAUUUUCUCCGUGCUGGGCAACACGUUUGCCGCGUGCCUGCUCAAACACCGCAUCCCAACACGGCGACUCAGGACCCGCCGCGAGAUCGUCACCAGAUUCUACGUGCUGUUCAACGCCAAGGUUGUCAAACUGCCGCAGGUCCACUUCAUCACGCUGUGGUUCGUGCUAACACUCUCCUGCUACAUCGUCGCGCUCUUCUCGCUCUCCGCGUACAGCACGUUUGUGGGCCUCUCGUCGUCGCAAGGAAGUCACGUGACAGCGAUCUUCAACGGGUGCCAGGCUAUUGGCCGGUUCUCCAUCGGUUUGGCAGCAGACUACACGGGCCGCGUGAACAUGGCGGUGCUGCUGAGCAUCAACAUGGUGAUUUUGCUCUUUGCCAUGUGGAUCAACGCGACGACGGCCGGCGUGGUGUACGCGUACGCUAUUCUCUCCGGGCUCACUUUUGGCGUGGCUUCCACGCUGAAUCAGCCCCUGGUGGCGGACUCGGUCCCCGUGGAGCUGUUUCCGUCGGCCUGGAGCUACGAGAACUUCUGGAUGGGUGUUUUUUCCAUGUUUUGCGAGGUGGUAGCACUAAAGCUCAGAGACAUGACGUUGGCGAAGCCGUUCAUCAAGGCGCAGAUAUUCUGCGGCUGUUUUGCGGCUGCUGGCGUACUGUGCCUUCUGCCAAUCCGCGAGUGGAAAAUCCGCCGCAUGCUCAUCGCCCGGCACGAGGCCCUAGAGGCGCUCAAAGAGCACGAGAAACACACGGCCGAGUACGAGCGCCGCCUGAAAACGUACGACGUGCUUCUGCGCGGUGGAUUCAAGGCGUACAUGGCGAGACUGCUCUAUCCUGUGCGCACGUGA
Ogataea haglerorum is the source of this 2109-nucleotide messenger RNA. RefSeq lists its product as uncharacterized. Bases 1 to 2109 code for a protein of 702 amino acids. The transcript has 2 exons. Gene Ontology annotation, biological process: transmembrane transport. Gene Ontology annotation, molecular function: transmembrane transporter activity. The record is from RefSeq and is a predicted model, not a curated record. NCBI's taxonomy places the organism in Eukaryota, Fungi, Ascomycota, Pichiomycetes, Pichiales, Pichiaceae.